Molecule: messenger RNA, 5562 nt
Organism: Symbiodinium sp. CCMP2456
Lineage: Eukaryota; Dinophyceae; Suessiales; Symbiodiniaceae
Source: the annotation of a GenBank genome assembly
AUGGGACAAGUUGUGCCUGAGACGGAUGAUGACAUAUUCUGUAGCCACUUCAUGAAACAGGAGGAGUGUCUGCGGCAUUUGCCAACGGAGGCCGAAGCUCUGAAGAAUUUCUUGAAGGAGCUGCAGAAUGCCCCCGUACCACAGCCAGGUUCCUUCGAAGGCAGAGGGAUUGUCAUGAGCGGAGGUCCCAUGCACGUGCUACAGGCCUUGGCAAACUUGGAGGUGCUCCGCAUGGAGCUCAAGUCCGGCAUGCCUGUAGAGUUCUGGCAUGCUUUCGAACUAGAACCUGCUCACUGCGAAGCCUUGGCCUCGCGCGGUGCCGAAUGUCGCCAACUUCAGGUGCCGGGGGUUUACCGCCAGUUUGAGACCGUUCUGCCGUCCAUCAUGGCAUCCUCCUUCCGGGAAAUCUUGUGGCUUGAUACCGACAUCACGCUGCUGUACAGACCAGAGGAGCUCUUCGAUUCACCUCAAUAUCAGAGUACUGGCGCACUGUUCUGGCCAGACCACUGGUCCUACGACUGCCCACUGUGGGGAGAAAGCUCGUGGCCGGGUCAUGUGGCUUUGAAGCUGCUGCAAUUGAAGCACAACGCCUCGGACAUGCAGUAUGCGCAGGAGCACGAGACCGGCCACUUCCUUAUCAAUCGGGAGAGACACUGGAAGCCCAUCUGCUUAGCCAACUACAUGGCAUCACGGGACUUUUUCACUCGCGUCCUCCACGGAUACAAGGAUGUCUUCCGCCUGGCUUUUCUUAAGCUGAAUGCAUCAAACUGGCUCAGCCCCGUGCGACCCGGCCUUGUUGGAGGCUUUUUGAACAAUGGGCUUUUCUUCCCGCAAGCUUUGAUGCAGUUUUGGCCAGCCGGAGAUCUGUUUGGAACAGGUCCGCAUGGACGAAAUGUUCCCCUUUACAUUCACCAGAAGAAGGAACCUGGGAACCUGUGGAUGGAUGUUCUGACCUUUGAGACGCCGCUGGGAACCUGCAGCUCCUACACGAUGCUACCAUUUGAUGCGCUCAAGCCUGGCGACUGGAAUCUGUGGCUUGUAGGCGACACAGACGUCCAACUCGCAGAAAGGAUCACUACUGCGGAUCUGCUGUGGGACGUGGCCUACAAAGAAGCCCGUGAUAGCUUGCUGCCUCUACUGUCAGAAGAAGACCAAGCAAAGCUGCUCCCGAAGAAAAGCGCUUCAGCUAACAGCGACUGGCAUCGCAAUGUGGAAGGAUGCCGCUGCAACUACGAUGACAACCUCGUUUUGUUCGUGUUGACAGUCCUUUCGGUUGAUACAGAAAUGCGGUUCGAGAUUUUCCCCACAGCACUGUGCGAUCCGAUUCUGCUGGGAUUUGACUGGGAGUCGUGCCCAAUUGGCUUCACGGCGCUGGCGGUCCUCUGCUCACAGCACCUGAUGCACGAGGAUACAGAAAAAGCGGCGGUGGCGAAAGAAGCACUUACCAAGCUGGUGCCUUCAGUGGAACAAUGCCUCGCAAAGACGGUGUGGCCGCUGAAGCUCGAGGACUUGCAGCAGUUUGUGAAUGGCACUGCCAGCGACUACCCUGGAGACUUCAAGCUGCAGCCAGAGAAGGUGGCACUGCUUGGCGCAUCGGUCCAACGUUGCCUUCCGCUGAGCAUGAGCUGCUGGACUCCAAGAAAUCGGUGGCAAGAGCGUGACCAUCGACACCAAUUCGUGAUCAAGGAUAUGGAAUUGGCCGAUGAGCCCUCCUACGCAUCUAAUGAUGGACGUCGCAGCAGAGGCCCGGACGAACUCAACGCCGCACCCGAAGCCAUCGUCACACCCUCGAGUUCCGAGUCGGGCAGCAGCAGCGACGAAGACGAGGAGGUCCUCGUCUUUUCCCUGGCGAUUGGCGCCAACAUCUCCGACGGCAACAGAACCGAUCCCAGUUACCAUGGCAUCAUAAUUGAUGCUGGUUCCAGUGGCUCUAGGGCCUGGGUAUUCGCUUGGCCGGCGCAGAAGUGCGACUUUAAUGCGCCGUUUCCUGUCACCAUACCUUCUGUCGUCGCCUCCCAGACGGUCCAUCGUGGGUUGGCAACGCUGGGCACGACCAAGCUCAAUGAAACGCUGCAAGAGCUAUUGAGCUUCGCGGAAGGUGUUCUGAAAGAUCGGGAGGACGACUGGUCCGAAUUCCCUGUGUACCUUUUUGCCACUGCUGGCUUUCGGCGGAUGCGGCCCGAUCAGCGCGAAGGAAUGCUGCAGACCGUCAGGGCGGUCCUCUCAGAGAGCUCCUUCCAUUCGGAGCCUGAUUUCGUGAGGAUACUUAGCGGAGAAGAGGAAGGGGCGUUUGGCUGGCUGGCUGUGAAUGCUGAGAAGGGACUCCUAGAGGAUGCCAGCAAAAAAUCCUUGGGCGUCCUCGACCUCGGCGGGGCGUCCAUGCAGAUAACGUUCGUGCCAGAGGACGACAGGUCAGUGCUACAGCACUCCUUCCCAGUGCAUCUGCAGGGGCGACAGAGCUACCUGUACUCUGCCUCCUACCUUCAGUUUGGAUUGCGGGAAGCACAGCGACUGCUACAGCGGCAGCUCAUCGCGCGAGCACUGGUGGCUGAGACCACCUCGAUCCUGGAGCACCCGUGUAUGCCAAGGGGAAGCAACAUCUCCGAGCUGCUGAUUGGCGAAGAGCCGGAAGAGCACAGCAAUCUCAGCGGCAACAGCUCUGAGCAUGGUGCUUCCCCACUGCGAGCGACAUGGUACGGCAAGGGACUGUACGAAGACUGCGCAGAGAAAAUCGCAGAGCUGUUCGACAAGAAUGCUCCAUGCUAUUUGCCACAUUGCACCUUCAAUGGCCGAUACCAGCCGACUUUAGGCAGCCGGCGCUUCUUGGCCUUCUCGGCCUUUAGCUGGGUUGUGGAAGCUUUGGGCCUCCCGGCGGAAGCCACGGCCUUGGAGGACAUCGAGACUGCGGCCAGGUACGUUUGCAAGAUGGACUGGGCUAUGCUUCAUGAACGAUGGCAACGCCUCGAUGAACAGGCCUUGCAAUCCUUCUGCUUUUCUGCAACGUAUGUGGUAGUGCUCCUGCAUCAUGGCCUGGGCUUUGACAAGAAGAGUCACCAGAUUCUCUUCACUCAGGCACAGGAUCGAGGCAACAUCAGCUGGGCACGGGGAGCCAUCAUCUGGGAGGUCAACAACCGCUUUAGCCAUCAUCAGCCGCUUUGCAAGAUGGACUUUCCGGAGAUCACAAGCUUUGCUGACAAAGCCAUGUGUGCAGCAGGCGCGCGAGCUGUGGCAGCCAUGGCCGCCAUGCAAAGAGGCGCCGCGCCCAAGCGUCGGGCUGCCCAGCGUCGAGCCGCGCGAAUCCAGGACACAGGUGGCACUGGCAAAGCCCAUGCCAGCGACAGCCAGGAGAAUGAAAACCAAGAAGUGAACCAGCCAAAGCAGCCAGAUGAGAGGAAAGAUCGAAGCCAAAGUUGUUGGAGGUCUUCCGGCAAGAAGCGAGUCGCGUCUCGGUCGCCAAGCCAACGCAGCAAAACCGAAGAGGUUAGCAGCCACAGCUGCAAAAGUCGCAAAAGCGACACUUCUCGUAAAAAAGAAGAUUCGAACGACGAGGCGGAGGAAAAAGCUAGCAAGGCAUCCAGAAAAAAGCGCAAAAAAGAGAAAAAGAGACACAAGUCUUCAACCAAAGCAGCCAAGAAGCCACCAGCUGGUUUUUCAGGUUGGUGGCAGCAGCAAGUUUUGCUUCAGCAGCAGUGGGCUGCCUACUUUGCGAAACAGCGUGGGCUGCACGCGCAGCAGGCACCCAAUGCAGUGCCAAAUGGCGCAUACGGGGCACCGUCUACAGGACGGCCUGCAACCCAUGCGCCACCACCACUACCACCGCCAGCUGCAACACCCCCAUCAACAACGGCCUCAGCAGUUCCAGAACCUGCUUCACCCAAACGCCGCUCGCGUAGCCGCAGCUGCAGCGUGGAAGCAGAGCAGAUGGCAGUGGAGGACCCCUAUCUCGUCUUUGACGAGACGGAGCCAGAUGCAGAGCCGGACACCCCCGCUCCAGCACCCACAGCUCACACUGAAGGUAUCACUGCGACCACAGCUUCCCCAGCACCUGCACCCGCGACAUUUUCACCUCCAACUCCCCUCCCACCGCCGCCUCCAGCCCCACCACCGCCAAAGUCAAUUUUCGACACAGCAAUGCAAUCAGAGAUGGAAGCCGUGCGCCGGGCAAGAGCCCUGAAGCGACACGACCGGGAUGCCGACGGCGCCGCGGCACAGGCCAUGGCUAUAGAAGCCGCAGCCGCUGCCAUCGCCAAUGGCGGCACGUUUCCUGCGACAGGCUUUCCAGCUCCCAUGGAAAGCCACUUCCAAACUGUGGUUGCUUCGAAAUUGAAACGGGCACAGACCCGCCUUGUCAGGCACUCUGUGCAUGAUGGCAAGAUGAAGGUCGGUUUGCAAAUGCAGACAGUGUCGGCGGUGGUGGUGGUGGCGGCGUUCAUCCCAAAUCCGUAUUUACACAAGGCAGCUAGGGAACCAACACACGCGCCUCCUUCUGUGUUGCGUUUGAGACAAAAGCUGCAGCAGCCACAGCCACCACAGCAAGCCCAGCCAGAAGAAGCCUGGGGUGCGGAUGAGUGGGAUGGCGAAGAUCACGCCCAAGACACCUGGCAAGCUCAACAGGAAGAGCCAGUCGAAGCAGACGGGGGUGCACACCAGGACUCAUGGCAAGCACAUCAAUUCUCGCCAGAAGAAGACUACACCCAGGACUCAGGGUACGAGGAGCCAGAAACUCAAGCCCAGCCGGAAGAGGACAUGGCUCCGGACCAUGUGGAGGACCAACAGGACGCUCAGGAGGCAUGGGACGAUCAACUCGCCGCAGAGGACCCGAAGGACAAUGCGGAGCCAUGGCAGGAUGAGACCUGGUCAGAAUGGCAAAACGAGGAAUGGCGGGAGAGCUGGCAACAAAGAAAGCAAAAGUGGCGAGACAAGCGCUGGCGGGACAAUCGCGAAUGGUCAGAUGAAGGGCAGUGGCCAGAGCAGCCCGAGCAGGAUGCAGGGCCCAAGCAGCGUGUCGGUCGUUUGCGCUCUUGGCGAUUUCAGAAGCUUAGGUGUCAAAAUAAAGUAUCGAGUCAAAAGUUUGAGGAAUGCAGCCUGGCACUGCGGCUUUACGAGCGCUUGAAGAACGGUGAGGACCUGCGGCCCAGCCAGCGAGAAGCCACGGAGCUUCCAGCAGCAAUCCGAUCUUCCAACUCGAAGCCGAACCUCCGGCUUCAUGCGCCUAUUCCACACGCAAAAAUCCCCCCGCCGCCACUAGCACCCUGCACAGCACUCCCUGCGGGCACGGAGGCUCGGGCCGCACAAACCGCAAAGUCUAUUCCCCGAAACCACCCAUCAAGAAAUGCCACCGCUCCAGACACAACCCUUGCUCCACGGAAACUUUCCACCCCACCAGACACGACUUUCGAUUUCAUUGAAGAGUCCGUUGUUCCCGAGACACCAGCACCUGCAACCCACUCGUUACCUCGGAGAGCGAUGCGUGGUAUUGAUACCACCGAGGUCGAGCCCGGCGCUGGGCUCCUGGAAGAGUCAGAGGAGGUCGGACUUGAAGCGUCACGUCGUAGACUGUGA